Salarias fasciatus (jewelled blenny) is the source of this 4608-nucleotide messenger RNA. RefSeq names its product MLLT1 super elongation complex subunit a (gene mllt1a). Bases 130 to 1905 code for a protein of 591 amino acids. NCBI's taxonomy places the organism in Eukaryota, Metazoa, Chordata, Actinopteri, Blenniiformes, Blenniidae. Gene Ontology annotation, cellular component: transcription elongation factor complex. The record is from RefSeq and is a predicted model, not a curated record. The transcript is spliced from 12 exons. Gene Ontology annotation, biological process: positive regulation of DNA-templated transcription. Gene Ontology annotation, molecular function: chromatin binding.
GGGAGGAGAGGGGAGCCGUCUACCUUCCGCUUCUGGGCUGGAUUGACACACAAUGAGGAGCAGAGGCUGGGGAGACGCUCCACAAACGCCGCUGUAAAUAAAUACAACAAUCAGUGAAGCCAGAGAAACAUGGAGAAUCAGUGUACGGUGCAAGUCAAGCUGGAGUUGGGCCACCGAGCUCAGCUGAGGAAGAAAGUGACGUCGGAAGGUUUCACCCACGACUGGAUGGUGUUUGUCCGAGGGCCAGAGACGGGCGACAUCCAACACUUUGUAGAGAAGGUUGUCUUCCGCCUGCACGAGAGCUUCCCAAAACCCAAGAGAGUAUGCAAGGAGCCGCCGUACAAAGUGGAAGAGUCGGGCUAUGCUGGGUUCCUCAUGCCUAUUGAGGUUUACUUCAAAAACAAGGAGGAGCCCAAAAGUGUGUAUUUCAACUACGACUUGUUUCUUAACUUGGAGGGAAACCCACCAGUGAACCACCUACGUUGUGAGAAGCUCACUUUUAACAACCCCACCAAAGAAUUCAGGAGAAAGCUGAUCAAAGCUGGAGGGGUGCUGGUGGUCCCUGAGGGGGCUGAAGCUGUGUCCAGACCCAGUCCGGACUACCCGAUGCUGCCCACCAUCCCCCUCUCAGCCUUCUCGGACCCCAAGAAGACCAAGACUUCUCAUGUGUCAAAGGAACCCAGCAAAGAUGGAAGUGGUGGCAGCAGCAAAGGACCCAAACCACACAAGCUGACCAAGGAGCACCGUGAGCGCCCCCGUAAAGACUCUGAGAGUAAAUCCACGUCAAAAGGAGACAAUGAUCGAGAUGGAAGCAGCAAAAGCGGCCGUGAUCUUUCCUUAUCCUCGUCAUCGUCGAAAAAGCCGUCAGACAUCAAAGUGAAAGAGGAGGUGAAGGUCCUUCCCAAGGCUGCCUUCAAGGAGCCCAAGCUCACCCUGAAGGAGUCAAAAAUGGACGGCAUGUCCCCGAAAGGAGGGGGGGCUGGGAGCGGAGGGGGCGGUGGGGGAGGAGGCGGAGGAGGGCCCGCGGAUUCCAAAGCCCCGGGGAAACGGCCCUCCACGGUGGAGUCGCCGAAGCCCAGCGCCAAGAAACAGAAGAAGGGCAGCUCCGAGGGCCUGAAGGGGCCGACCGGCGGAGCCUUCACAGGGACGUCCCCCCGUGUGUCGUCCUCAUCCGCAGCCAGUCAGUCGUACGGCGAGAAGAAGCAAGGCAAAGGGAAAGGACGCUGGCACAAGAGCAAAAACGAAGCUCAGGAGUUGAAAGAGCCCAAAAAACCUCCCGAGUCUGAAGAGUCGAACUCAGAAGAUGAAGCAUCUUCGAAGUCUGAGCAGUCGGCUCCCUCCAGCCCUUCCAACUCCAGCUCCAGCUCUGACUCCAGCUCAGACUCGGACUUUGAGCCAGGACAGAAACAAGGUCAAGGCCCUCUGCGCUCUAUGGUGGAGGAAAUCCAGUCAGAGGAGUCAGAUGACGACGACAGCAGCUCCGAAGAGGAGACGCCCAUCAAAACCAACCCGCCCAACCGUGACUCUCGACUCAGCCUGGACAGCGAGAGCGACAGCAGUGACGGCUCGCAUCGCCCCAGUCGAGACCCCGCCCCACCUCCUCAGAAACACAGCACCUCUAAUAACAAAAUGUCAGUCAGAAAGAGUCCAGACUCGUUUCGCUCAGAGAAAGUGAUGAAGAAGGGAUACGACAAGGUAGGAAGGGCCUACACAGAAGAACUGGUGGAUCUCCACCGCAGACUGAUGGCAUUAAGGGAGCGUAACGUCCUACAGCAGAUCGUCAACCUGAUUGAGGAGACGGGCCACUUCAACGUGACCAACACCACCUUUGACUUUGACCUCUUUUCACUGGACGAGUCCACUGUCCGCAAACUACAGAGCUACCUGGAGGCCACGGCCACGUGACAGCGAGUGGGAGCCAGCGUGUGGACGAUGGCGGCGACAGCAGAGGUAGCCACGCCGCCUCCUUCCAAACUCUCUGAGGAGGAGACGAGCGGCGGCGUCUGUUGUAGCCCUCUCAUGGGCGUGACUGAACCAUCAAACGGCUACCACACACACAGAAACACACGAGCAAACACACAAAGCACACACAGAACCACAACACCACUAUCACGCGGGGAAAGAACUGGAGGAGGAAGGAGCGCCGUAGCAGCUGAACUCCGUCUACAGUCAGGACUUUCACCACACACCUCUCAUCUUGAGUCUGUGCAGAGCUGUGGAAUUCACCCCACAACCCCCCCUUCAGCCUCCCGCACUCACACUGCUCCCCUCUCUGCAAACCUAGCACCCCCCCCUCUUCUUCCUCCUCGUGUUCUUCCUCCUCUUUACACGCACACUCCUCACUCGACAGAACACUCCAGUUCUCUCCCCCGUCUUGUCAGCUGGAGCUCAUUUCUCUCCCGACAUGCUCUCCAGUCCUCUGUGUGGGUCUGUGUGCGUCCGUGAGCACUGCGGAGGGUUCAGAGGAGCUUGUUUUCUUUGUGGUUACUGACUUUUCUUUGUUUGUGAAGUUCGAGCACAAACAGCCACCUGUUUCAUUUCUCCCCCGAGCACACACACACACACACACACACCGAUGGACGCAAAUUCAGGUAGCACUUGAUACGUGGUAAUGCUGGUUAUCUAAACAUUGGUCAGACGGCCUGAAACACACUAUGAUGUACCUAUAAAGAGAUGAUUGGGAAUAUACAGCAGUAUUGAAACAAUACAGUAUAAGUUUAAAUACUAAAUGAUACUAAAGGAUAAUUUUGUAUCGCUUUAAAAUACUUCUGGCUGAUGUCUUUUAGUCUUAGUCGCUACUUGCUAAAGCCUUCAGAAGUCCAGGUAAACAAAACCGAGAAAAAAAUUCACGUGCAGCAGCAUCCAGCGACAUGGGAAUGUUGCACACAAAAUCAUCUGUGGCCAUGCAUGUUGCAGUGAUGUUCUCUUUGAAAAGUUGUCAGAUGAUCAUUUUAGUUUUUAAACGCAAAAUGACUAUUUUUUGUUUGUUUGUUUGUUUUUUCCCGUAAAGCCUCAUGUUUGCUUAAACAUUGAUUUUAUGACCAUGUCUUAGGUUGUUCAUGGUGUGAUGCUGGGGUCUGAAAACACACUUAAUAUGUGUCUUCAAGCUGUAUUUUUCUCCCCACAUCCAACCAAAACUUUUAAACAACGGAUUGAAUUAUGGCUUUUAUAAUUGGCGUUCAGAGUUUCCCAAGUUGACAUAAAUCUGAAACAAUUUUUUUGAUUGUGUGGCAGAAAUUUCAAUUUGUCACAACGUUGAACAUUUCCUAGAAGUUUUUAUGCUAUUCGGUCCCUGUUUUAACUUAAUUUAAAGAUGCUUGGUGCUGUUUUCAGGCAUUAAUUUUAAGUCAUUUGGAGGUGUGGAUGUGUAUAAUAAAUAAAAAGCAAGAACAGAGCAACUGUACCUGAGAAUGUCCUAAUUCAAUGCAACCAGAUAAGUGUGAACACGGGAAAUUAAGCUUUGUCUGGUUCUCAGACAGCAUCGGUCUCUUUCAGUCUCUACAUCUGGAUUUAUGAUUUCAGAAUGACUGGUAAACCAAGCCGAUUGCUAAAACGUUUUUCUUUAUUCUGCACAUUAACCUUAAGAGAUGGCAUUGCGGCUCAUUCUGGGCUCAUGCUAAAACGGUUCUCUGCUGCUGAACUCGGGUCAAAAUGUCACUCGGUUGCUUUCUUCACUACUUAAUUGUGGAGAAUGUAUCUGGACGCCACGACGUAUAGCACGGCUGUGUCCUUAAGUCAGAAAUGCACAGUGGAAGUGAUUUAAGUAUUCAUAAAAUUACUGCCUCUUCACAUGUCGCUUUGCCUUUUUCUCAUGCAAAGCUGCAGUUAUAAGCUCAGUCCUGUUCCACGUUUACAUGGGCCCUGUAUAACUGGAUUGUAAGGUGAAGCGGAUUGUAAAUGUGUCAUAUAUAAACACCUGAGUGGAUCCGCUUCGUAUUUCAUAUCCGAUUGUACGAGUGUGAGAGUGUUCCCUCGUACGUAGUGACGUGACGACGUGCCCAGUAAACGGGAAGCAGGAAAGUCAGAAAACAAGCAGAAGAACCCGAUGGUGGUGGAGAAGCACUUUCUUAAUACAAACUCUGAGAGAACAAACACUGGAGAGGCGAGAUGGCCACAAAUCGCGCAACAGUGAGUUCAAAGAGCUCCGUAGCAGACUACUAGCGACUGCCCGGCCAGUGUUAUGGAUUAACUGGUUACCGUGUUAACGAGUGACUUUGGAAUUCUGUGUAAACACAUGCUGGUAACAGCAGAUGUUAAAAUACGACACAAAAAGACUCUAAACUUAGAAAUUUACUACAAGUUUCAGUCUGUAUUUCAACAUCCGUUGGUCACAAGUUACCACGGACACCAGUUAAUUCGAAACAUCAACAGGUGGAGCCGAGCCCCGGUGCUUUACACCAGGAUGUGCCACUCGGCAGGGCGCUACCCCGGCCAGGGGAGAACUCGCUCUUUGAGGCGCGUCUCAUGGAGAUGUAACAUUUUUUGAGAUAUCCAGCAGAUAAAAAUACUCUGCUCGACGCUGAGGACUGCUGGCUGCAAUGCUAAAGACCUGAAAGUUCCGAGAGAGACUUUGUGCGCAUGCCACAGGAUGCUGAAUAAUCCGCUUCA